Messenger RNA from Epinephelus moara (kelp grouper), 2366 nucleotides. RefSeq names its product melanocyte inducing transcription factor a (gene mitfa). The coding region runs from base 33 to 1481 and encodes 482 amino acids. Lineage: Eukaryota; Metazoa; Chordata; Actinopteri; Perciformes; Serranidae. Gene Ontology annotation, cellular component: nucleus. Gene Ontology annotation, biological process: melanocyte differentiation; regulation of transcription by RNA polymerase II. The transcript is spliced from 10 exons. Gene Ontology annotation, molecular function: protein dimerization activity; DNA-binding transcription factor activity, RNA polymerase II-specific; RNA polymerase II cis-regulatory region sequence-specific DNA binding. The record is from RefSeq and is a predicted model, not a curated record.
CUGAAGUGGGGACCCUUGAAUCCUUGACUAACAUGAAAAUAAAAAGUGCUCCCCCGGACCUGCAUGGCCUCUACAAGCGCCUCCAGAGCUCCCACCCUCUACCGGCUGUGACGUCACAGGUCCGGCUCCGAGACCAGCCGGCGUUCGCCCAUUGCCAGGGCCAAGAGCACAGAGAGGACCGAGAGAAGAGGACCCGGGACCUUCUGCACCACAGCGCCAAAAACAUCUCCACCAUCCAUGUCACACCUACCUGCUGUCGGCCUGCUGUGAGCCAGACGCCCAUGGAAGUUGUGAAGGUGCAGUCCCACCUGGAGAAUCCCACCAAGUACCACAUCCAGCAGGCUCAGAGGCAGCAGGUGAGGCAGUAUCUGUCCACCACCCUGGGAGGGAAAGCCGGCAGCCAGUGCCCCAGCCAGCCCCCCGAGCACGGCAUGCCGCCCGGGCCCGGCAGCAGUGCCCCCAACAGUCCUAUGGCUCUGCUCACCCUCAGCUCCAACUGUGAGAAAGAGAUGGAUGAUGUCAUUGAUGAUAUCAUUAGCUUGGAGUCGAGUUACAAUGAAGAUGUUCUUGGACUUAUGGACCCAGGACUCCAAAUGAACAACCAGCUCCCUGUUUCUGGAAACCUUCUCGAUGUAUAUGGCAACCAAGGACUUCCCCUCCCGGGCCUCGCCAUCAGCAGCUCCUGUCCACCCAACAUUAAGAGGGAAUACACAGCUCCUGGCAUGAAGCAAGUACUGGACAAGCCUGACUCCUGUGGCCUGUAUGAAAACUAUCAAAGGCCAGAAGGCUUUCCAGUAGAGGCUGAAGUCCGAGCUCUUGCUAAAGAGAGGCAGAAGAAAGACAAUCACAACUUAAUUGAACGAAGACGGAGAUUCAAUAUCAACGAUCGCAUCAAAGAACUGGGAACCUUGAUACCCAAGUCAAAUGAUCCAGACAUGCGCUGGAAUAAGGGCACCAUUCUCAAAGCCUCAGUGGACUAUAUCAGAAGGCUACAGCGGGAGCAGCAGAGAGCCAAGGAGCUUGAGUGCAGACAGAGAAAGCUGGAGCACGCAAACCGCCAUCUGAUGCUUCGUAUACAGGAGUUGGAGAUCCAGGCCCGUGCUCAUGGUCUUACAGUGGUGUCAUCCCCAUCUGUCUGCACAUCAGAUUUGAUGGCCCGAGCCAUCAAACAGGAGCCCGUCCUCGGCGACUGCCCCGCAGAUCUCUACCAACACAGCUCGGCUCCUGACAUGUCCCCUCCAACCACACUGGACCUCAACAACGGCACAAUCACCUUUGACCAGAUUCCCACAGACACGGGCGACCCUGGUCCUUAUGGAAACCCCAGGACCUGUAAAAUAAAGGAAUUGGUCAGGGACACCCUGUCGCCAAUGUCCCCAAGUGAUCCCCUGCUGUCCUCAAUGUCCCCAGAUGGCUCCAACAACGGCAGCAGCCUCCACAGUUCCAGCUCUAGUAUGGAGGAGAAGGAGCAUGGCUGUUAGCAUACUGACACUUUCUACUUGUAGCAUCCCAUCCAUGAGGCACCUCAACUAAAAGUGACUCAAAACUAUCCACGUCACUGAGUGGAUAAACUCAGAGGUUAUUUUUUGCGGAUUCAUUGCUGAACUCUAUUGUUCAUAUACUGUAUGUUAAUGUGACUGAGGCAUUUCAGUUCCUCAAUUGUACACAGUAUUUUUACAUUCUUCUAAUCUUGAUGCUGUAUAGAUGGACUGUUGACAAACAUAUAAAAGAUGACAAAUAUGAUGUCAAUCUGCUGUCACAGACUGGUCAACUUAAUGACUUUACUGUUUAUUUUUGUCUUUAGUAAAACUAGGGUUUUCAUAUUUGUCACAAAUAUACUCUGUAAAAAGUGUCUAUGGCAGAAGAGAUAAACUAAAUAUGUGAAAAAGUGUUGGUAGUUAAGUGCAAAAAGUGUAUCACAAUGAUCAGAAACUCAAUCAGCUUCUUGUAGACAGAAUAUUAGAUUAGUGACUCAAUCUAUCGUACAGUGUUAAACCUCUGAGGGUUACAUGCCAAGAAAAUGCACAAAAUAUUAAAAGGCCCAGUGUUUAGAUCUAGUCUUCUAGUCAUCUAGGCAUCUAGUGGUGAGGUUGUGGAUUGCAACCAAAUGAAACACCUCCCAUGUGCCAACUGGUAGAAGAACUACUGUGGCUGACGUGAACACGCAAAUGCCCGUAUCAAGCUGGUAUUGGUUUGUCUGUUCUGAGCUACUGUAAGAACAACAUUGCGGACUCCAUGGAAGACGACCUGCUCUGUAUGUAGAUAUUAAUAGCUUACUCUGAGGAAACAAAAAUAUGCCAAUUCUUAGUUUCAGGUGAUCAUACACAAAUGAAAACAUAUUUAUGAAUAUUUUAUUUCAUUUUACC